Panthera uncia (snow leopard) is the source of this 6429-nucleotide messenger RNA. Its product is annotated as protocadherin-23-like. The coding region runs from base 865 to 2952 and encodes 695 amino acids. The transcript has a single exon. Gene Ontology annotation, biological process: homophilic cell-cell adhesion. Gene Ontology annotation, molecular function: calcium ion binding. Gene Ontology annotation, cellular component: plasma membrane. NCBI's taxonomy places the organism in Eukaryota, Metazoa, Chordata, Mammalia, Carnivora, Felidae. The record is from RefSeq and is a predicted model, not a curated record.
AGGGCGUGGAGGGGCUGCUCCUCUCGCCGCCCCCCACCCAUCGCCACUUCGCACGCAGAGCCGGGGCAGCCGGCCGGCCUGCGCGACCCCCGCCCGCCUCCCGGUCCGAAUUUCCACGUCCUUCCUCCUUCGCUCCUCUCUCUUCGGUCCCUGGCCCCGGCGAGAACGCGCUGCAGAGCGGCGACUCGCAGGUUGGAGUUUGCCCUCGUGUGCGCAGCGUCACAGGCGGGGAGGAGAAGGGAGGGGGGGCGGCGGGGGCUGGGUGGGAGCUGGAGCCGGGCGGUCCUGGGCGCCCCGAGACGCCGCGGGGAGAGGCCACCCCCGGAGCCGCCGGCACGGCUGCAGCCAGGGCCGCCUCCCCCUCCCUCCUUUCCUCCUUCGCUCGGGCUGCGCGCCCGCCCUCGGCCUCCCCGCCCUUACUCCACCCCCUUCCCCGGGCCGACCCCCAUCCUCUCCUUCUGUGUGUGCGCUUUAAAUAAUUUCAUCCUUUUUGGCAAGGGAAAUAAUGCACCUGACUUUACCAGGGAGAAACAACAAGCCAAGCAGAACAAGGAACAGAUGUAAAAGGAAUAAAAGGAGAGAGAAAAAGAGAUGAGACUCAUUGAAAGCAAUCCAGGGUCUGAGGAGGUGGCUGCAGCGGCAGAGGCAGCUAGCGCUUCCCUGUCUGCGUGAGCGGCAGGCGGAGGACGUUUUCACCAGUUGCAGCCUGAACCUCGGGAACUCCUGGGUCUGUUGGUUUGCCAAACAAAGUCUUUUUUUUUUUUUUUUCUUUCGCCCAGACACUGAAGAGGCUCCUGGAUUUUUCUGCCAGCCCUCCACAAGCUGGCAGUUACCCGGGAGCCUUCCCCAGGAGCUGGCGGAGAAAUGAGCCCUUCUGGGAGGAGGAUGGGCAAAGGGCACCGGCAGCGGGGGGCUCCGGCCACGAGGCGCCUUCUGAUGCCAGGGAGGAGAGGGUCGCCCCGCGGGCUGCCGGGCGGCGGCGGCGGCGCCACGGGGGCUCAGCGCUUCCUGCUCGGGCUCUUCUUGCACGCGUGGCUGUGGGCGGCUUCGGGCUCAUCUGCCCAGGUGUUCAACCUCAGCCUUUCUGUGGACGAAGGACUUCCUCCGGACACUCUAGUAGGAGACAUCCGCGCCGGGCUGCCCGCUGCACAGCAGCAGGAGGCGGGCGGCUUCUUUCUAUCCGAGGAUUCCGAUGACUCACCACUGUUGGACGACUUCCACGUGCAUCCGGACACCGGCAUCAUCCGCACGGCGCGGUGCCUGGACCGCGAGCAGCGGGACCACUACAGCUUUGUGGCCGCCACGCUGCUGGGAGCCGUGGUGCAGGUGGAGAUCCUGGUCAACGACGUGAACGAUCACUCCCCCAGCUUUCCCCGCGACUCCCUGCAACUCGACGUUUCCGAGCUCAGCCCUCCAGGUACCGCCUUCCGCCUGCCAGGUGCCCACGACCCGGACGCCGGCCUGUUCAGCACUCAGGGCUACACCUUGGUGCAACCGUCCGCCCUUCCCGAGGACCCCGCGGGACCGUUCUUCCAGUUGCGCUACGGAACUCCCGGGUCACCGCCGUCGCCACCGUCGUCGUCGCCCCUGGAGCCCCUGGACCUGGUGCUGCUGCGGCGUUUGGACCGGGAGGCGGUGGCUGCGCACGAGUUGCAGAUCGAGGCAUGGGACGGCGGCCGCCCGCGGCGCACGGGCCACCUGCGUGUGGAGCUGCGCGUGCUGGAUGAGAACGACAACCCCCCGGUCUUCGAGCAGAGCGAGUACCGCGCCGCCGUGCGGGAGGACGCUCGGCCGGGAGCCGAGGUCUGUCGCGUUCGCGCCACCGACCGUGACCUGGGGCCCAAUGGCCACGUGUACUACAGCAUCCGCGCCCGGCAGGCGCUCGGGCCACUGGGCGAUGCGGCCUACUUCGCCGUGGAGGAGCUGAGCGGCGUGGUGCGGGUGCAGAGGCCGCUGGACCGCGAGGCACAGGCCUGGCACCAGCUGGUGGUAGAGGCCCGCGACGGAGGGGCCGAGCCCGAGGUCGCCACUGUGCGCGUGUCCAUCGCGGUGCUGGACGUGAAUGACAACCCGCCCGCCAUUCACCUGCUCUUCCUUACCGAGGGUGGGGCGGCGCGCGUUUCCGAGGGCGCGGCCCUCGGCGACUACGUGGCUCGAGUCUCCGUGUCCGACGCGGACGGGGAUCCCGAGCAGGAAGAGGAGGCCAUCUGGGAACCCGGCGUGGGCCUCGGAAGCGGAAGCAUCUCGUUGUCCUUGGAGGGCGGAGAUGGAGCCUUCGCGCUGCGCUCUGGUGGCUCCCCGGGGGUAUUUUUCCUUUGCGUCGAGGGGCCCCUGGACCGUGAGAGCCGCGACCUGUAUGAUUUGCGACUGGUGGCCACGGAUGCGGGCUCCCCGCCGCUGAGCACCGAGGAAACGCUGCUGCUCCGGGUCGCCGACCUCAACGACCAGCCGCCUGUCUUCAGCCGGGAGCAUUACUUGGCCUCGGUGUCAGAGGCCGCGGCCCCCGGCACCGCGGUGGUGUGGGUCAGCGCCUCUGAUGCGGACGAGGCUGGCACCGACCACGCCCGGCUGCGCUACGCACUGGUCCACCUUCCCGUUCACUGCAACCCAGAAGGUGUGUGGCCUGCAGCGGAGUGCGGACCGUCCUUCACUAUUGAUCCUGAAAGCGGCGUGAUCAGCACCAUCCGGAGUCUGGACCGAGAGGUCCAGGAGGCAGUAGAGUUGAGAGUGGUAGCCCAGGACCUCGGAGAACCCCCACUCUCUGCCACCUGCCUGGUGAGCAUCACCGUGGACGAUGUGAAUGACAACGAGCCCAUCUUCAGGAGGCAGGUGUACAACGUCACCCUUGCGGAGCAUGCCCCAGUUGGACACUGCUUUUUGCAGGUGAGUGCAUCAUGCUUCUGGAUCAACCUCUGGAUUCCAGGAAGGCCUGGGAAGGGAGGUCAAGAUUAAGUCUAUCCAGGGAAGGAACAUUGUGACGUAGGUGGUUGUAUCCUGGCUCCAAAGCAAGGGGGCAUGAACUCCAGUUCUUCUCUACAGUGAGAUGAAUGGCACCUUCUGGGCACCUAACUUUGCUGUCAGGGGCUUGCACUGUAUGAUCUCUAAGGUCCUUUCUACUUCACAUAUUUGGAUCCUGAUUUUGCUUAAAGAAUCCCAGUUUCCUUUGUGCAGGAUAUGUGCUGCCACAUGGAUUUGGGAGGAACCACUCACUCCCAAACAGUAUGCAAAUGGCAGUGUCUCAUAUUUUCGAGCAUCACUGUGUGGCAUCUUAGGGAAAUAAAGGGGUCCUCAAAAAAUUUUUUCUUUUCAAAUACAGUGCCUACCUUUAGACGUUGAAACUGAUUGAGUAACCAUUUCCAGAGUUUUCUUACACGUUUUCCUACCUUCGUUUAGAGGCUUACAAAGGCUAGUUGAGGGCAGUAAGUCAUUUUUUUUUUUAAAUCAGUUGUGAGUUGAGUUCCUUAAGGACUCUGAGAAAUAGUGGGGCUCAGUUAUAAAAUAGGGACUCUAUACCUUGCUUUUUGGAGAUUCUGAUCUCUCCUUUACCUUCAGAAUGUUGUGAUUUGGCCCCUUCUAGCACCAUCUUUAUUGCUUCAAAUUUCCUUUUCCCUUCCCUUCCCUUCCCUUCCCUUCCCUUCCCUUCCCUUCCCUUCCCUUCCCUUCCCUUCCCUUCCCUUCCCUCUUCACUUCUUUCUUAUUGAAGUAUAGUUGACACACGUUACACUAGUUUCAGGUGAACAACAAGUGAUUUGACAAACUGUAUACAUUAUGCUAUGUUCACAAGUGUAGCUACCAUCUAAUGCUCUACAACACUAUUACAAAACCAUUGACGAUAUUCCCUAUAUGGUACAUUUUAUCCCCAGGACGUCUACACUCAGUAGUUAGAAGCCUGUAUUCCCAUUCCCUUUCACCCGUUUUGCCCAUCUCCCCAUCCACCUCCCCUCUGGGUGGGAAUUUAAAUAGGUGCACCCAAUGUGAACACUGUAUAGAGGUUCCUCAAAAAAGUAAAAAUAGAAUUAACAUAUGAUCCAGUACUGGGUAAAGUAAAUGAAAACCCUAAAUAGAAAAGAUGUAUGUACCCCUAUGUUUAUUGCAGCAUUAUUUAUAAUAGCCAAGAUAUGGAAGCAGCCUAAGUAUCCAUCAAUAGAUGAAUGGAUAAAGAGGAUGUGUUACACACAUGCGCACACACACACACACACACACACACACAGUGGAAUAUUAUUCAGCCAUAAAAAGAAUGAGAUCUUGACCUUUGUGACUACAUGGGAGAACCUAGAAGGUAUUAUGCUAAGUGAAAUAAGUCAGACAGAGCAAGAUACCAUAUGAUUUCAUUUAUAUGUGGAAUCUCAAAAAACAAAACAAAGAAAGCAGAAACAGACCAAUUUCCAAUUUCUUAUCUGAUUUGAGAUAAACCAGAUUUCUAAGAUUGAUUUAUUUACUCCAAGAUAACUUGAAUAAAUACAUACAGCCUAGAAGGCUAACUGGUGAGUGAACCUCUAAAGCUUUAUUUAGUUCUCAGGCUGGGUUAUUUUAAGAUCUCUAUUGUUUCUUUCCUGGUUCUCAGGGGAGUAGGGCCUUAACUUUUGCAGGUUGUGUCUCAAAUAAUAACCUUUAGAUAACCAGGAUGCUACUAUAUUAUAAAAAUGAAUUUCAUGACUCCUUCUAUUUUUUUAAUCCUUUGGAUCUGUGGGCGAUAAUAAUCUCCAUUUCUUUCCCUAGCAUGAUUGGCAGUUCUCUGAGUUGCUAGGUUAUUCAAAGAAGGCUUGAGAAUCAAUUAAUGCUUGCUGUUGAAACAGACAAAUCCACAAAUGUCAGUGAGUACCACAGUGAAAGUUUAUCUACUUGUCAAGCAAAUUUUGAUACAAUGCGAGUUGGCUGGUCUUCCUCCAUCCAAGGUAGGGCUGGGCCUGGGAGUGAGUGACUUAGAUCCCGUCCACCAAUGUUCCAUUGGCCAGAACUCAGCUAUGUGGCCUCAGGUGUACCCCAAAGGAGGCUGACGAAUGUAAAGGAGUACAUGGAUGCCAGCGUGCACUGAUCCUUUCUGCCAUGGAUUUCUAAAAAUGAAUUCAUAAUAAGUGAGAGGUUGGACUUGAUGAUUUCUAAGAUUUCUUCCAUCUGGAAGACCUUGAGGAUCUUGGUAUGAAACAGUACAACUUGGCUGCAUUUGAAGGAAAAUAAGCAGGGUGGAUUAAUUGCGAUUCUUUUGAUUAAAACCUGUCUUUUCUAAAAUUGUGAGAUGAUUCUGCCGUGAGGUGUGUUUAUCCCAGUAUUAUGAUUCAGAUCUAUUAGGUGAGCUGCACUUGGCUCAAGUGUAGGACUGCAUCUCCAAUUGCAAAAAAACACUUUUCCUGUUUGCCAAAUAUUGCUGUAAAUAGUAUUAAAUCGUGCUAAUUAGAAUUUCUGGAAAUUCCAUUGAUGUAGCCCCUCAACACUGCAGAAACCGUCUUACUCCCUGGGUUCUCUGGUGGCCUUUCCCCAGCAGCUGUGAGAGCGUCCUGUGUUCUGUAAGCCCCCUGCUGUCUCUGUCCCCUGCCUUCGAGGUGGGCCCCCCAAGGUGUCUUCCAUCUGUUUUAUAUCUUUACUCUAGAUCUUUUGUUGUUUUUUAAGUUUAUUUGUUUAUUUUGAGAGUGAGAGAGAGGGAGCACGCAUGUGAGUCGUAUGUGAGCGGGGAGAGGGCAGAGAGAGAGGGAGAGAGAGAAUCCAGACACAUUGGCAGCAUGGAGCCUGAUGCUGGGUUGGAACUCACGAACUAUGAAAUCAUGACCUGAGCUGAAACCAAGAGUUGGACACUUAACCAACUGAGCCCCCCCCCCCACCCCGUGCCCUUCAAUCUUUCUUUAUAUCACUUUAUAAAAAGGAACCUUCCCAGCCACACUUUGGGUCUCAUGGCCUCUUUCCUACAGGGCUUUAAUUCCAUUAUACCAAUUCUUACAACCCUGCCUUCUUUCUGUUGCUCUCCAUCAGUUUUCUCCCUUUAGACUGAAUAGCUGCUCAAUUCUCCUUUGUCAGAAUCAAACAAAAACAAAAUGGAAGCAACAGGAAAAAAAAAAAAAGUUCUUUCCUAUAUUCCCUGUAAGGGAAUAAUACCGUGUCAUCUAUGAAACAAAUCCUUGAACCUUCAGGGUGUCUUUGGAGGUCACCCCAUAUCACGGAUCCUUGGGGUUCUUCCACUCUUAUUACUGUUCCUGCUGCGACCACAGUGCUGACCAUCCUCCUGUCCCCCAUGUAGCCUGAAUCCUUUUAUAGUCUCAUACCCAGAUCGGAACUUUACAAAGACUUGAAGCGUGGGACAGGACGAAGGGAUUUAACAGAGUACAAGAACCUGUUGCAGCCUGAGAUAGGUGACCUCUGUUCCCAAAGGGUUUUCACAACCUCGCAGGCACUUGCCUGGAUUCCUCAUUCCUUACUCUCCACUGUCCUCUACAUGUC